UAUUUCCCUCUAGUAGGAGAUAGGCCGCGUCUCCUCUGGAGCAUCCAGGCCCAGUCGCUCCUCUCCUUCCGUCGUGAUCAGUCCGCCAUGGCCCCCAGGGUAUACGUGACCAUCGUGAGUCCGUCGGUGCGAGCCACCCUCCUCACCACCCACGCGCUGGGCAUCAACAUCGAGAUGGAAGAGAUCGACCUCAGCAACAAGGAACAAUUCAAGCCCAGCUUCGUCAAGAUCAACCCCCAGCACACGGUGCCCACGCUGGAGGAUGACGACGACUUCGUGGUGUGGGACAGUCAUGUGAUUAAUGGGUACCUCGUGGACAAGUACGGCGGGAUCGACGAUUCGUUGUACCCCACGGAUAUGCAGGAGAGGGCGAAGGUCAACCAGAAGCUGCACUUUGACACAGAAUUCGCGACAUUGAGUAACAGGAUUGUGAAAUCCAUCUUGUGGGGCGGCAAGAAAAGCGCCCCCCAGGACCAAGUGGACGAGAUCAUCGAGCGCUACGACUUCCUCGAGAAAUUCCUCGCCAGCGGCCCCUACGUAGCCUUAGGUCACCUCACCAUUGCCGACUUCAGCCUCAUCGCCACCGUCACAACCAUCGAGCUAAUCGUGCCCUUGGACCCCAAAAAGUACCCGAAAAUCGCCGCCUGGAUAAAGAAAAUCCAGGCCCUUCCCUACUACGCCGCCAACAAGAACGGGCUCGACAAGGUCAGGAACCUCCUGGCGGCCGCCCUCGAAGCCUAAGAACCACCCAAGAACCAACCUAUAUCUUCUUACAUGUACUACGUACUAAUUUUGUUUUAUGUUGAUACUGCUUGUUUUUAUGUAGACUUAAAUAAAAACAUAAAAAUCC
This is a messenger RNA of Zophobas morio, 850 nucleotides long. RefSeq names its product glutathione S-transferase 1-like. Bases 88 to 741 code for a protein of 217 amino acids. Lineage: Eukaryota; Metazoa; Arthropoda; Insecta; Coleoptera; Tenebrionidae. Gene Ontology annotation, molecular function: glutathione transferase activity. The transcript has 3 exons. The record is from RefSeq and is a predicted model, not a curated record. Gene Ontology annotation, biological process: glutathione metabolic process.